Messenger RNA from Diuraphis noxia (Russian wheat aphid), 656 nucleotides. RefSeq names its product intermembrane lipid transfer protein VPS13A-like. The record is from RefSeq and is a predicted model, not a curated record. Gene Ontology annotation, biological process: protein targeting to vacuole; protein retention in Golgi apparatus. Lineage: Eukaryota; Metazoa; Arthropoda; Insecta; Hemiptera; Aphididae.
GAGAAUGGGACACAGAGUUGGAAAAACGUUUAGCGAGAGCUGCGAAGAAAAGAAUUUUAGAGAGUAUCGACAAUUUAUCAAUAUUCGGAAAUKGUUCAAUGGAAAAUGGCGGGUUUCUUGAAACCCUUAUAACAACUGUUAUGAAUAAUUUGCAAAUAUAUAUUAGAGGUAUUCAUAUUCGAUUUGAAGAUUCAAUAACUAAUGCAGAUUCUCCUAGAGCCUUAGGUCUAUGUAUACAAACAAUUUCACUGGAAACAACUAACAGCAAGUGGAAGCCAAUUUUGUCACAACAAAAUGGGCAGACUUCGGUGUAUCAAAUUGUCAAAAUUGAUUCUGCUUCAUUUUAUUGUAAUACAAUGUGUUCAACUUUAUUGUAUACUAAUAAAACUAUGGUAUCAGAUUGGCAGGAUAAAAUGCGAUCAGGUCUUAAUAACUUUAAUAUAAAUGAAGAACCUUUGGAAUUCAUAUUGAAACCAGUCGUAUUAAAAAUCAAAAUUAUUGUCAACAAGUCAAAUGAAGUCAGAGUUCCUAAAUUACUUGUUGACUUUGUUCUCCAGGACGCAGCUUUACAAAUGUCUAGAAAACAAUUUGUUGCAUUGGUGGAAACUGCAGAAUUUAUGAAAUUAGCAGAGAUUAAUAGGUUAAUAAAUUCAUAA